Molecule: messenger RNA, 1527 nt
Organism: Drosophila ficusphila
Lineage: Eukaryota; Metazoa; Arthropoda; Insecta; Diptera; Drosophilidae
Product: prostasin
Exons: 7
Coding region: 1-1476 (491 amino acids)
Biological process (GO): proteolysis
Molecular function (GO): serine-type endopeptidase activity
Source: RefSeq, a predicted model, not a curated record
AUGAGGUUUGGUCUCGCGUGGUUCUCCUUGGGCUUCUGUCUUUUGAGCCACCUGGCGGCUUCCCAAUUCCUGGAGCAACCCUGUGGAGCUUCGGUGGAGGGCAAAAUAUUUCGUGGCAACGACGCAAAUCCAAGGUCUGCUGUCUGGAUGGCAGCGAUAUAUAAUGGUUCCGGUUUCCUUUGCGGGGGCUCCUUAAUCACGAAGAAUUUCGUCCUGACUGCCGCUCAUUGUGUGAGAGAUAUGGGAGCUAUGUACGUGUACCUCGGAGCGUACGACCAAAGGAAUCCGACGUCUCAAAUUCCAGUGAGCAAAGUGACAGAACACCCUGAAUUCAACCCACGCGAUUACAAUAAUGACAUAGCGCUGCUUCAGCUGUCGAUCAGUGUGGACUACAGUGUCAGCAUACAACCAGUCUGCAUUAGUGUGGAUAAAGACUUGGAAAGCGCACUGGAAAACGCUCAGAGGUUCGAUGUCUACGGUUGGGGAAGAACCCAGUGGCAAAAGAGGAGCAACAUCCUCCAGACCGUUGGCAUCAACCGAAAAGAUCCCGGUGAGUGCUACUCUUUGUACGGGUUUUCCAUCAAUCCGAAUCAGAUCUGUGCCGGCGGAGAGUUCGCAGACGCCUGCGACGGCGACUCCGGCGGUCCUCUGAUCGUCAAUGUGUCCCGGGAGGGCCAACAUGAGCGACAGUUCGCCACUCAGGUCGGAAUCGUGAGCUUUGGGUUGGCGCAGUGCACCGUUUCGGGAGUGUACACCAAUGUAAAUCGCUAUGUCGACUGGAUUAAGGCGACAGUAAGGAGCGCGGAUCCAAACGUAUGGUUGUACGAGAAUUGCAGCGAUGGCUCCACGGAAACAAACAUGAAGGCAGUCAUACAUUACCCUAACUUCAGAGUUGAAGGCGUAUUGGUCACAGACAAGGUUGUGCUCACACUUUCUGGUUUCCUGCCUAGGGACUUAACCCCUUUAUAUGUUGAGGUGAUGGGAUCCCCCGAAACCUAUUCAGUAGAGUCCAUAUUUGGGGGACAGGACGGAAGCAGCAUAACACUAUUCAAUCUAAGGCCACCGGUGAGACUCACAGAUGCCUUGAAACCUAUCUGCGUCCCCUCAAAUGGCAUUCCAGAGAAUGCUGUACCUGAUCCGAAUCUAUCUAUUAUUGGCAGUACUCCAAAUCUCGGUCUAAAUUACAAACUGAAUGUUCAAUAUAUUCAGCCCUACGAAUGUGCACACCGCCUAGAUGUUCAACUCGAAGAAAAUAUGUUUUGUGUGGAAGAUAUUUCUGCUUCCAAACGGUUCGGAAGAGCUGGCGACAUAUUGGUAGGGCAGAUGCGUCUCAGGGACAGGGAGCACGUCGCUUUGCUUGGUUUGGUCACAAAUGUGAUUAAUAGAGUGCACAUCGUUUUCAAUCUAUUCGAUAAAACGGAUGCAAUAGUCAAUGGAGUUAAGCCACAAACUAUUCUUAAAGUAAUUAGGUUUUAAUGGCCUUUGAUUUAUGUUAAUACGAACGAAUUAAAUUGAUUUUUCACAACA